Molecule: messenger RNA, 2127 nt
Organism: Fonsecaea erecta
Lineage: Eukaryota; Fungi; Ascomycota; Eurotiomycetes; Chaetothyriales; Herpotrichiellaceae
Exons: 4
Coding region: 1-2127 (708 amino acids)
Biological process (GO): retrograde transport, endosome to Golgi; protein targeting to vacuole
Cellular component (GO): endosome
Molecular function (GO): phosphatidylinositol-3-phosphate binding
Source: RefSeq, a predicted model, not a curated record
AUGUCAUUGUUCGGAUCUUCACCCACCGAAACUGCGCCACUAAACUCCAAGUCUCUGUUUGGCGACGAGCCCGUUCACAAAACAACCACAUCUUCAUCUCUUUUUGCCGACGAUGGUGGUGACUCGCCAUGGUCAAUGCCAACUCCCAAGAAGUCGGCGCGACAAAACCUAAUCAAGAAUCUCCUCCCCGCCACCGACGUACCGGAGAGCUAUGUGGACGCAUACGAUGCCGUGUUACAUUCCAAUGAGAGGACAGGAGUUGGUAUUGGUUUGGCAGGCAUCAAGCGCCUUCUCGAGAGCAGCAAUCUCAGCGAGCAGGAGCAGACGAAGAUCUUGAAUUUGGUGAUUCCAGGUGGCCAGGAGAGUGCCAAUGGCGUUGGCAGGAGCGAGUUCAAUGUCUUGCUCGCUCUCAUUGGAUUGGGCCAGGAGGGUGAAGAAAUCACCCUCGACGGUGUAGACGAUCGGAGGAGAAAACUGCCUGAGCCUAGAAUUGGCUACUUGGAUCAGUUGCGGUCGAGCAGCGACCGGCCUCAGCUACCCUCCCCCCCAUCAGCGAAACCCACUCCAGUCAGGCCACAGAAGCCACGAGAAGACUCAUUCGGAAACGAUCCAACGUCGGAUCCAUGGGCUAGUCCAUCUAACAAUAGACUGCCGCCUCCUUCCACCGCCGCUCACACCAUGUCUGUCAAUGGGGUCUCCGUGGAGGGUGCUAAGAGCAUCUCCAAUGGCAUCGCAAGAACAACCAGUGCUUUCACGACGGGAGGUAGUCAAGGCAGCAGUAACGGAAGUCCAACAAACGAGCGUUCUUCCGAAAGUGGAGGUGCUGGAUGGAACGGCUACAAUGGCAAUUCGGGAGGCUUCUCAGAACAACCAACGCUCGGGGGAGGAUUCGGAGACCCUGGCGACAAUCGACAGUCGAAUCGGCAAGAUCAAGAACCCCGAAGUGCUGUCUCUCAAAGUAUCACUUUACCACCUGGGACAGGAGAAAGCGUCACGAUAACAACACUGCCAGAAAAGGAGGGAGUGUUCCUGUUCCAGCAUCGGAACUAUGAAGUCAAGACAGCUCGGAGAGGCAGCAGCGUCGUGAGGCGAUACAGUGAUUUUGUUUGGUUGCUCGACUGUUUGCAGAAACGAUAUCCUUUCAGACGCCUACCGCUAUUGCCUCCCAAACGGGUUCAAGUGAACGGAGCUCAUCUCACCGCAGAUGCGAACGUCUUCCUGGAGAAGCGUAGACGAGGCUUGGUUCGAUUCACCAAUUCGCUCGUACAACAUCCCGUUCUAAGUCAGGAGACGCUUGUGGUAAUGUUCCUGACUGUGCCAACAGAACUUGCAGUCUGGCGCAAACAAGCUACUAUCUCUGUCCAAGAAGAAUUCACCGGCAAGGUUCUGCCGCCAAGUUUGGAAGACAGCCUGCCAUCGAAUCUUUCUGAACUUUUCGAUCAAGUGCGUACAGGCGUGCGCCGCUCGGCGGAGGUCUAUAUCAACCUGUGUGUCUGGAUGGAACGGUUGGUGAAGCGGAACGAAGGGCUUGCUCUGGACAGUCUAAAGUUCUCAAACGCACUGUCUCACCUAACCGAAUGCACCAACGACACGUAUGCAAUUGAUCAGAAUGACGUGCCGCUUCUUAACGAAGGCAUCCAGGCCACAGCUAAACACCUUGCCACGACCCAGACAUUGCUCGAAGACGAGGGCAAGGCUUGGGAUACGGGAGUGCUCGAGGACCUCAAAUCGAUUCGCGACAAUUUCGUGUCGAUGCGUGAUCUGUUUGAUCGACGUGAUCGAUUUGCGAGAGACAACAUACCUCAACUUGAGCGACGUAUUGAAACAUCAGAAAAUAAAUUGCAGCAAUUACGCCAAAAGCCACCAGGGCAAGUGAAGCCAGGAGAAAUCGAGAAAGUGGAAAGCAGCAUCAUGUCCGAUAAAGAAAGUAUUGUACAGCAACAUGCCCGCGGAGUCUUCAUCAAGGAAUGUGUGAGGGAUGAGAUUGUGACAUUCCAGACGACCAUCUACGCAAUCAGCCGUAUGCAUCAAGACUGGAGUCAAGAGCGGGUCAAGUAUGCAGAACUUCAGGCCAACAAUUGGCGCAAUUUGGUCGACCAGCUGGAAAGUAUGCCGACCGCAGAAUGA